Molecule: messenger RNA, 1737 nt
Organism: Saccharomyces mikatae IFO 1815
Lineage: Eukaryota; Fungi; Ascomycota; Saccharomycetes; Saccharomycetales; Saccharomycetaceae
Gene: TPN1
Product: Tpn1p
Exons: 1
Coding region: 1-1737 (578 amino acids)
Biological process (GO): transmembrane transport
Cellular component (GO): plasma membrane; fungal-type vacuole membrane
Molecular function (GO): transmembrane transporter activity
Source: RefSeq, a predicted model, not a curated record
AUGGAUGAUAUGGAGACACCUAUAAAGGGCAAAGAAGAUAGCACAAAGCAUACCACUGAUAUCAUAGAAUUUUAUGAAGAAGGAACACCAGCUUCAUCAUUAAACUUACCCACGGAAGAUGCCAACUCGAAUGCAUCAGUUCUAAGAAGAAUUAUCAAUAAGGCGGCAUGGCUUUCUAAGAAAGUGGAUGCAAUGGGGGUGGAGUCGACAGGUAUUCAAAGGAUAUCUCCCUACGAAAGAGGAACAUCGAGAAGACAAUUUCUGCAUGUCGCAGGAUUAUGGUUGAGCGCCACAGGUGGUCUAUCCUCCAUGUCAUCUUUUUUAUUGGGGCCUUUACUCUUCGGUUUAAGCUUUAGAGAAUCGUUAGCCUCCAGUUUAAUAUCAGUUUUAAUUGGUUGUUUAGUUGCUGCCUAUUGUUCGAUUAUGGGACCACAGUCCGGUUGCAGACAGAUGGUAACAGCUAGAUAUCUAUUUGGAUGGUGGUUUGUUAAACUGGUAGCAUUAGCUUCCAUUAUCGGUGUCAUGGGUUGGUCCGUGGUUAAUUCUGUGGUUGGGGGUGAAAUGCUAGCUGCAAUAUCUAACGAUAAAGUACCUCUAUGGGUGGGAAUUGUUAUCGUGACCGUGUGCUCUUUUGUAGUUGCCAUUUUUGGUAUCAAGCAGGUUGUUAAAGUGGAAACUUACUUGUCUAUACCAGUCUUGACAGCAUUUUUGUUACUGUACAUUUCAUCCAGUGACAAAUACAGCUUUGUCAAUACAUACGUUUCAAAAGGGAAUUUGGAUUCUUCCACAAGGAAAGGCAAUUGGAUGAGUUUUUUCUCAUUAUGCUACAGUAUUACAGCUACAUGGGGGUCUAUUACUGCAGAUUACUAUAUAUUAUUCCCAGAAGAUACUCCACACAUUCAAAUUUUCUGCCUAACCUUUUUUGGAACUUUUUUGCCCACUUGCUUUGUAGGGAUAUUAGGUCUCUUACUAGCUUCCGUUGCCAUGUCAUAUGAACCUUGGUCUGUUGAAUACGAUGCUCAUGGCAUGGGUGGAUUACUUUGGGCCGGAUUUCAACGUUGGAACGGUUUUGGAAAGUUUUGUGUCGUAGUGCUUGUUUUCAGUUUGGUUUCCAAUAACAUUAUUAAUACAUAUUCCGCAGCAUUUUCUAUUCAACUGUCUAGCGUUUUCUGUGCGAGAAUCCCUCGUUGGUUCUGGUCUAUCGUUUGCACUAUAAUUUGUUUGGUAUGCGCAUUGAUAGGACGUAAUCAUUUCAGUACCAUUUUAGGCAAUUUCCUACCGAUGAUAGGUUACUGGAUUAGUAUGUACUUCAUUUUGUUAUUUGAAGAAAAUUUGAUAUUCAGGAGGUUUUUCUUAAAUUUGUACACCAAAGAAUUCCCCCCACUUACAGAUGAAAUGAAAACAUCAGAACUCAUGAGGCCUUCCAAAGAGCUUGAGAAGAAUACAAUGACAAACAUUCAUUUGUUAAAAAGGAAACACAAGGUGACUAAACAUCGUUACAAUUGGGAUAAAUGGGAAGAUUAUGAUGUUCUAACACAUGGUUAUGCAGCAACAUUUGCAUUCAUUGUAGGAGUCGCUGGUGUGGUAGUUGGCAUGGCACAAGCCUACUGGAUUGGUCCAAUUGCUGCCAAAUUCGGUGAAUAUGGUGGUGAUCUGGCCAUGUGGCUAAGUAUGGCAUUCUCAGGUCUUGUAUAUCCGCCCUGCAGAUAUUUAGAACUACGUAAAUUUGGCCGAUAA